Molecule: messenger RNA, 900 nt
Organism: Theobroma umbraticum
Lineage: Eukaryota; Viridiplantae; Streptophyta; Magnoliopsida; Malvales; Malvaceae
Product: hydroxyproline-rich glycoprotein family protein
Source: RefSeq, a predicted model, not a curated record
AUACAAUCUUCCCCCACUUGGGUUGCGUGAGUUGUUCCCACUCAGCUGUCCCACUCUUCUCUUCUUCUGUGUCUAUCCCCACCCAAGCCCUCCCAAUCUCACUCUCACUUUCUCCAUCUUCCUUUCCCUCCCAUUCUUUUUAAUCCAAAAAAUGCCAAUCAACAGAGACCCUUCUACCCUCCGCCCUGAUCGCAAGAUCGGCCCCUACACUGUCUUCGUUACCCCGCCUUCUACACCUACGCCCACUGCACCACCUGUCUUUGAAUCUCCGAAGAAGGUGGCCGCGCCUCCUCUUGCUGCUGCUCCUCCUCCCCCUGUCAGCCGCCGCCCACAGUUUGCUAAGUCUUUUGUUGCUUCCGCUUCUGAUGGCCUUCUGGGUUUCUUCAAAAAUGCUGCCUCUAAAGUGCAAAACGCUCAUUCAAGCUUGGACCAUUUAGCUCGCUGGUUUGGCUUAAAUCAGUCCAAGUAUCAGUGGGCAUUGGAUGAUUAUUAUGAGAGCAAGGGAUUGGAAAAGGAUGGUGUAAAAGUGAAAGAAAUGUCAAGCAAAAUGCAGAGUGUGUAGCAUACUUCUUGGGUUGAACUUGCACCAAGUGAGGAUGCUUGUUGUGUCUCCUUUUUGUAUUAUAUCUAUAUACAUAAUGUAUGGAAUGGCCAAAAAGACAUUUGGAUUCUUGAAGAGAACUCUGUUGACUUCUGGGGAUCAGAUCAGAUCGUAUGUGCUUCUCUACCUACUGGAGCAGCUAACUGAGGUUGUUUGUGUACUAGGCUAGGAGUUGCUAGGGCUUGUGUAAUCUCCUUACAAUGUCAAUUUCUAGUAUUGAGAUUACUAUCAAAUGUUCAGGACAUACUGUUUAUGUAUUGUAUUUUUAUUUUAUUAAAAGCAUUAUUUUGUAGCAAUCA